AAAUGAUUCCUCAAACUUGGAAUGAAUUUCUUGAAUUUAUAAGCGAUGUUUUAGAUAGAGAGCUUGACUAACCUCGGAUUAGCCAAUUUAUAAAGAUACCGAAUACAAGAAUGACAUCUUUUUAAAUUAUAUCAUACUUCAGCACAGAUUUUCAAAAGUAUAAAACUAUUAUAGCAAUUUAGAGCUAAGAUAAAAAGAAAAUACAAGUGGGGAUGCAAAGAAAAGUAUUUCUUGAUUUGGUGUAUCACUAAAAUCACGGAAAAGCUUUAAAUAAAAUUUCAUGAACUUGUAAGACCUUUUUACUAUUAAUUAUUGUGUAGUAUUAAUGGAAAGUCUUCUAGAAACUAUCAAGUAUCUUGGAUCUCUCAGAAGAACUUUUGUUGACUAAAUGGUUGAGUCUUCUCAAUUAUAAACUUAAAGAACAGCCUUGGAAAAAAGAAGAAGAUGAUUUACUCAUUAAACUAAGAUAGUAUUAUAUUUUGCUAAGUUAGAUUAUACCCAGGACCUAAAGACUGGAUAAAGAUUACAAUUGAAUUUAUAAAAACUAGUGAAACAGUAAGGUAUCCUAAAUAAAUUCGGGAACGAUAUAACAAUGUUUCCAAUCCAAACAUAAAUAAGUAAUCAUUAUAUCGAUUUAGAAAUGAAUUUCGUUAAGAUGAAAUACUUCUUAUUCUUAGAGAAGCCUUUAAUACAAAAAAAAAUUGGGCAAGAAUUUCUAAAAAAUUACCAGGUCGAACAGAUAAUCAAAUAAAAAAUCUGUACAACUCUAUUAUAAGAAAAAUUUUAAAUGAAAAAGUAUUUGUAAAUAUUUAACAACUUUAGAAGAACCCUGAUGAAAAGACGGACGAUUUACAAAUUCUAAAUCUAAUAAUCCAACACAAUAAUUAUGAUCCGAUAUUCAUCUCAACUAUUUUAGAUGAAACAAAAAGGAAAUAAAUUUGUGUCAAAACUGAAUCAAGUUCUGAUAAUUCUUAAACUUCUGAAAUGGGUGUUAAUAAUGUACCUAUCUAACUAGUCUACCCUUUUCUUUACAAUUAACCCUUCAAUUAUCAAAAUUUUUAUUUUACCUACCCUCAAUUUUACCUGUUACCUCAUUAAUAGUCAUUAAGAAAUCCAAUGUAUAAUUAAACAUGA
Paramecium octaurelia is the source of this 1134-nucleotide messenger RNA. The record is from the annotation of a GenBank genome assembly. NCBI's taxonomy places the organism in Eukaryota, Ciliophora, Oligohymenophorea, Peniculida, Parameciidae.